CACAACACUUUUUUUUGUCUUUCUCUUUCUAAAUAUCUCUCAUAAUAUUCAUAUUUUUUUUCGCGAUAUUUAUUUAAUUUUUGAUGGAUAAAAUUCGCGAAAAUAAUAUUGUUGAGCUUAAAAGAGGUCCAUGGACAGUUGAAGAAGAUUUUAUUCUUGUGAAUUAUAUUGCUCAUCAUGGUGAAGGUCGUUGGAAUACGCUCGCUCAUUGCGCUGGUUUAAAGAGGACGGGGAAAAGUUGUCGAUUAAGAUGGCUGAAUUAUCUUAGACCUGAUGUUAGACAUGGAAAUAUUACACUUGAAGAACAAUUAUUGAUUCUUCAACUUCAUUCACGUUGGGGUAAUAGGUGGUCGAAAAUUGCUCAGCAUCUGCCAGGAAGAACGGAUAACGAGAUCAAGAAUUACUGGAGAACUCGAGUGCAGAAACAUGCAAAAACCCUAAAAUGUGAUGUGAAUAGCAAACAAUUUCAAGAUACAUUGCAUUAUAUUUGGAUACCAAGACUAGUUGAGAGAAUUCAAGCAUCCAAAGUUCAAAAUAAUAAUUCGAUUAGAGUAGCUCAGCAACCCGUUCUAAGAACAGGUAUAACUGAGCUCGUGCCAAUUCAACUGGCGAACAACAGCAACAACAACAACGACAAUAAUAAUAGUAAUUAUUUAAGCGCGACUGUUACACCGGAGAAUUCCAGCGUGGCAACUUCAUCAGAAAACUCAAUUGGAACAACACAAGUUUCACAUAAUCAAGAUUAUUAUCAAGUUAAUCAAAGUGAUUAUCAUCAUCAAUUAUGGUUUGAAGAUAAUUAUCAAGCAAUGGAUCAACAAAAUAGUAUACAAUUAUGGAUGGAUAAUGAAGAUGUUUUUGACAAUUUGUGCAACAUUGAAGACAUUUGGUCCUAAUUAGAAUCUACGUUGCUCGGACUUUUCAAAAAAUAUCAGUGAAUGCGUGUCGGAUACGACAUUCGAAACUGAAGAGUCCGCGCAACUUAGAUUAGAACAGUAAAAUUUAGUCAACAACAAUGUUUGAGUUUUGGCAAAUUUUUUUUUUUUUAGAGUAUGAUAAUAAUAACAUUAAACGUCAACAAGUGUAAGAAAAAACAAUUUUUAUUUUUAUUUGUCAUUAUUUGUAACGUUAGAAAGUAAGUUAUUCAUAUGAAAUACUAUAUAAGUUGAUUGAAUUAUUAUCCAUUUUACGUAGACCUAUUUUCAACCAGCUCAAAUUUGACUCAA
Messenger RNA from Capsicum annuum, 1223 nucleotides. Its product is annotated as transcription factor MYB78. Gene Ontology annotation, biological process: regulation of DNA-templated transcription. The record is from RefSeq and is a predicted model, not a curated record. The transcript has 3 exons. Gene Ontology annotation, cellular component: nucleus. Gene Ontology annotation, molecular function: sequence-specific DNA binding; DNA-binding transcription factor activity. The coding region runs from base 84 to 893 and encodes 269 amino acids. Lineage: Eukaryota; Viridiplantae; Streptophyta; Magnoliopsida; Solanales; Solanaceae.